Messenger RNA from Talaromyces rugulosus, 2580 nucleotides. RefSeq lists its product as uncharacterized. Bases 1 to 2580 code for a protein of 859 amino acids. Gene Ontology annotation, biological process: glucan catabolic process. Gene Ontology annotation, molecular function: beta-glucosidase activity. NCBI's taxonomy places the organism in Eukaryota, Fungi, Ascomycota, Eurotiomycetes, Eurotiales, Trichocomaceae. The record is from RefSeq and is a predicted model, not a curated record. The transcript has 2 exons.
AUGCUCACCAGGCUGGGUCACGGUCUGCUACUACUAUGUCUACUUACCAGCCAUGCCAAUGGCAGCACACAUCCAUGGCUGAAUACAUCUCUUGCUGCAGAAGAGCGUCUGCAGUCUUUCCUUGCACAGCUCAGUGUCGCGCAGAAAUUUAACAUGACGCAAGGAGACCAAUCGCUCGAGACAGACCAGUGCAUUGGUUUCGUCGCCGGUAACACAUCCUUAGGAGUCCCAUCUGUCUGUAUGGGUGAUGGCCCAGCAGGAGUUGGCAAUAACUUAAACAACGUCACAGCUUUUCCGGCUUCUGUCCUAAUUACUUCGAGUUGGGACCCGGAGCUGUUCUACCUCUUCGGCCAAGCGCUGGCACAAGAGCACCGGUCCAAAGGACGAAACGUAGUGCUCGCGCCGACAAUUAACAUCGUGCGAACGCCUCUCUGGGGCCGCGCUGCUGAAUCGAUGUCUGAAGACCCAUAUCUCAAUGGCCGCAUGGCCGUGGCUGCAGUGCAGGGUAUCCAGUCGCAGCAGAUGAUUGCGUGUCCCAAACACUUUGCCGCAUACAACCAAGAAACAAACCGCUUCGGACUUGCGCCUGAGUUUGAUGCCAUUGAUGUUCGCGUCGACGAGCGCACGCUACACGAAAUCUACCUCCCGGCCUUCAAAUCAGCGGUGCAGGACGGCCAUGCAGGGUCAGUAAUGUGCUCGUAUAACAAGCUCAACGGUAUGCACGCCUGUGAGAAUCCAUGGUUGUAUGACCGACUCAAGAAUGACUGGGGAUUUACCGGGUUUGUUGUGACCGACUGGUACUUUGCGCAGCGCACAACCGUCGCCGCAGCAUUGGCUGGUCUCGAUAAUAGCCAGCCGGGGGGUUCGUUGAUGGAUCUCUAUGGAUUUCCGGAUUUCUUUGGAGAGAUGCUUGUUGAAGCAGUCCAGAAUGGCUCUGUGCCGUUCUCGCGUGUCGAAGAUAUGGCUGCCAGGCUGUGGCGUCCAAUGUUUGAACUAGGCGUUGUCGACAGACCAGUCGAGGGCAAUGAGACUACCAUGGCGAGGUCCCAAGCCCAUCUUGAUCUUGCCCAACGCCUAGUCGAAGAGGGCUCUGUUCUGUUGAAGAACAACCACGAAACUCUGCCGCUGCAAAAACACAAGUAUCGCUCUAUCGCCGUCUUUGGUGCCGACGCAACAAGUAAGAUUCAAUACAGUGAGAAGCACGGCGGCUUUGUCAUUGAUAGUACCACCGUUGUCCAGUCCCCUCUUGAUCAUAUCAAGAAGCGUGCUUCUCAAGAAGGUAUUUCAGUCACGUAUUCAGAAGCGUAUCCAGGAACAGACACGUUCGCUACGGUGCCAUCACACAUGUUUGGCAAGUCCGGGCUCAAUGUGACUUACUGGACAACAGUAAACUGGACAGGAUCAGUUAACCGGACUAUCAAAGCGGACAAUAUUACUCUAGAAGACUAUCCCGUCGAACUCGGUGCUACCUCACCAGAUGUCUUCUCUUCUAGCUACGAAGGAACCUUCUACCCGAACACCACUGGUCUAUAUCAUUUCUCACUCUAUGGCAACGGAAAUGCACUGCUAUAUCUAGACGGAAACCUGACGGCCAAUCUUAAUGGGAGCAAUUUCGGCAUGGUUGUCCAGGGCAUUGCUUCCCUUUCCAAGAACCAUCCCGUGUCCAUUCGUCUCGAUUAUUCCAUGGGCACGUCUGUUGACACUGGUGCGUAUGGUGUCAGCCUAGGGGUCAAUGUUGCUUCACCAGAGCGAUACCCCGAUGCAAUCGCCACCGCUAGAGAAUCCGAUGUGAGCAUCGUGUUCGUCAGCGACCAGCAUACCGAAGGCCUAGACAGCAACCUCGGUCUACAGCUUCCAGGUGAUCAGAAUGAGCUUAUUUCGCUCCUUGCCGCGCAUAGCAAGCGAAUCAUUGUCGUUCUCAAUACCAAUAGCGCUAUCCUUAUGCCCUGGCUAGACCACGUCGAUUCCGUUGUCGAAACAUUUUACCCUGGACAACAAGCCGGUCCAGCUCUGGCACGUUUGCUGUUUGGGGACGUCAACUUUUCCGGAAAACUCACCGUGACGUUUCCUCAGUCUAUUGAAAAUACCCCAACUUUCCCAACAGAACGCUUUCCAGGCGUAGACUUGGUGGCAAAUUACUCCGAAGGGCUGUAUGUGGGAUACAGGUGGUACGACGAGUUCGGUGUCGAGACAUUGUUCCCAUUUGGCUAUGGUCUGUCAUACACUAACUUCCAGUUCUCUAACUUGUCCAUUGACAAACGAGUUAUCAAUAAAACCGACUUCGUAGUCGAAGCGAGUUUCCGUGUCCACAACUCUGGACCGGUAGCUGGCAAAGAAGUUGCACAGCUUUAUAUCACGUUUCCGGAAGAAGCCAAGGAGCCACCCAAGGUAUUAAAGGGGUUCCAAAAGACAGCUAUCAACGUGUCAGAAACAGCGCACUUAGAUUUCUCGUUGGCAAAGGAGGACUUGAUGAUUUGGUCUGAAAACACUGGAAACUGGGAUUUCGUGCCGGGAGUAUACACUAUUAGCGUGGGGAGUUCUUCACAAGAUAUACGAUUAGAGAAGACGAUUGUGCUGUAA